Messenger RNA from Cucumis melo (muskmelon), 2757 nucleotides. Its product is annotated as MLO-like protein 11. Gene Ontology annotation, biological process: defense response. The transcript is spliced from 17 exons. The record is from RefSeq and is a predicted model, not a curated record. Lineage: Eukaryota; Viridiplantae; Streptophyta; Magnoliopsida; Cucurbitales; Cucurbitaceae. The coding region runs from base 823 to 2484 and encodes 553 amino acids. Gene Ontology annotation, cellular component: membrane.
CGAGUUAAUUACUUGCCUUCUUUCCCACUUGGCUUCUAAAGAUUAUUGCUUUGUCCAGUUGGGUUCUGACCCACCGUUUUAAAUUUUCAGCCACGCACAAGAAUUGAAACCCAAACGAAAAUCACUGUCAUUUCUCUGCAAUUCCAUGCAUUUCUUUUUCUGGGUCAUUAUUAAUUUCCCCUCUUAUUUCAUUACCGUAUUGUAUUCUUCUUGAACUUCUCUCUGUUUCUUUGGGGGAGUUGAUGCACAAGGCAGGGGUUUUCAUACCCAAGAACCUCGUGUUACUGCAUGUGGGGCUUUGCAAUUUAGUGUUUCUACACAGUCAAAUCUUGUGGUUUUUAGCUUUUGGGGUUCUCACUUCACUGGGACUUGCGUUGCCAUUUCGAUUUGGGUUUACAUAACUUCUGUUUCUACGACUUGAGGAGUUGGAAGCAUUUGAAAAGGGACUCUGUUGUUUCAAUUGAUUUCUUUGUUCAAUACUCGCAAUAGGUCAUAUUAAGUUUGUCUCAGCUGGUUUUUGAGCUUAAGUUUUUUCUCAGAGCCAAGGGGACAGACCCAAAAAAGGGGAAAAGCAAAGAAAACUUUUGUCUCCAUCAAUUGGGCAAAAUCCUAAGAUAAAUUCACCCUUCUUCGUUUUUCACUUUCAUGGAGUAUUGGGACCUGGAAACACUUUGAUAAAGCAAACACGGGUUUCUUUCUAAUUAUUUGGCAUGACCAUUGAUGACCUUCUAAUUGAUCGAGGUCUGUUAAGACUGCCAGGUUGGUGUGUAAGUGGAGCUUUGAAGAACAUACUAGAAGGGGUUUCUCAGAAAGUUGUUGAAGAUGGCUGAAAAUGAACAGGAGAUUCGAUCUUUGGCUUUGACUCCCACUUGGUCUGUUGCUUCUGUGCUGACUAUUUUCGUUGCAGUCUCUUUGCUUGUGGAGCGGUCCAUUCACCGGUUAAGCACUUGGUUGGGGAAAACUAAUCGAAAGCCACUGUUUGAGGCAGUGGAGAAAAUGAAAGAAGAGUUGAUGCUGCUUGGAUUUAUUUCUCUCCUUUUAACAGCUACUUCAAGCUCAAUAUCAAAUAUCUGUAUCCCAUCAAAGUUCUACAAUACCCCUUUUACUCCAUGCACCAAAGCUGAGGCUGACGAACAUGAAGAUGACAGUUCAUCUGAGGAACGAAAACUAUAUACAGCUUCUGUAUUACCCCAUUUGUUUAGGCGGAUGCUUAAUGUGAACAAGAAAACCUGCAAAGAGGGAUAUGAGCCGUUUGUUUCAUAUGAGGGUCUUGAGCAACUGCAUCGCUUUAUCUUUAUAAUGGCAGUAACUCAUAUAUCUUAUAGCUGCUUAACAAUGUUACUGGCGAUUGUGAAGAUUCACAGAUGGAGAGUUUGGGAGAAUGAAGCCCACAUGGACAGACAUGAUUCACUAAAUGAUAUCACCAGAGAAAUGACAUUGCGGAGGCAAUCAACCUUUGUUCGAUAUCACACUUCAAAUCCUAUGACAAGGAACAGUUUUCUAAUCUGGGUGACAUGUUUUUUCCGGCAAUUUGGGAAUUCUGUAGUUCGUGCUGACUACCUCACACUUCGCAAGGGCUUCAUCAUGAAUCACCAUCUCUCCUUGACUUAUGAUUUCCACAGUUACAUGAUCCGCUCCAUGGAAGAAGAAUUCCAAAGGAUAGUUGGCGUGAGUGGUCCAUUGUGGGGAUUCGUCGUUGCUUUCAUGCUGUUUAAUGUAAAAGGCUCUAAUCUGUAUUUCUGGAUAGCAAGCAUUCCUAUUGUUCUUGUUCUUUUAGUGGGCACCAAGCUGCAACAUGUCAUUGCAACAUUGGCAUUGGAAAGUGCUGGUAUAACUGGUUCAUUUUCGGGUUCAAAGCUAAAGCCAAGAGAUGAUCUUUUCUGGUUUAAGAAGCCUGAACUCCUUUUGUCCUUGAUCCACUUUAUCCUUUUCCAGAAUGCAUUCGAGUUGGCAUCAUUCUUCUGGUUCUGGUGGCAAUUCGGGUAUAAUUCUUGCUUCAUCAGGAAUCAUAUGCUUGUCUAUGCAAGGCUUAUUUUGGGAUUUGCUGGGCAGUUCCUUUGCAGCUACAGCACCUUGCCCUUGUAUGCUUUGGUUACUCAGAUGGGAACAAACUAUAAAGCUGCAUUAAUUCCACAAAGAAUAAGGGAAACAAUCCAUGGAUGGGGGAAGGCAGCUAGAAGGAAAAGAAGGCUUCGCAUGUUUGCAGAUGACACCACGAUUCACACUGAAACAAGCACGGUGAUGUCACUUGAGGAUGACGACCGUCGGCUUAUUGAUGAUACUUCUGAAACUACUGUCGACUAUACGUCAAUCGAACUACAGCCGACUUCUGUACACGAUGGACCUGAAUCUGUUCCUAAUGAACGGCCAAGCAGGGCUAGAACGCCUCUUCUACAACCCUCUACAUCUCUUUCUACGUCAGUUGAUCAUAAGUUUGAGGUAGAAAACUUUAUGAGAAGCUUUUCUAUGCCAGUCAAAAGAUAGCCCGUAGGAUUAUAUUGGCCUUGAUAACAAUGUCGAAGCAGCAAUGAUAGUUACGUCGAAGCAGCAAUGAUAGUCAAAAUUAGAUUAGUGUAAGAUUCAACCGAAAUCAAGUGUUGAGAAUAUUUGAGGGUAGAUGUUUAUAGGAAGGAGAUACUCAUACAGAACACGAACUUAUGAAAUUCAGCUUUUGUAACAUAGGAAAUCUGAUAUGUAGAGAAAAAGUUAUGUAUUGAUAUUAGAGUGGUAUUAUAAUAAGAAAAUGAAUUCAAAUCA